UGUCUGUGUCUCGGUGUCAGGCUGGGUGUGCAGGGCGCAUGCUCUAGCAGCUCCGAUCCAGGCGCUGGAGCUGGAGCUGCAGCUGGGGGCUCAGUUUAAUGAGAGAGAGAGAAAGAGCCAGGGGGAAAAAGGGAAAAAGAGAAUGUCCGCCAUCUCCCCUCCUCUCCUGGGCGCACUCCCAGUGAUAGCCGCUUCUUCAUGAAUUAGAGCUCAGGGGGCGGGGUGGGGGGGAAGUACAUACCCCAGCAAACCCCAGGGCCCCCAGCAUGGCCAGCUCGUGUGCCGUUCAGGUGAAACUGGAGUUGGGCCACCGAGCCCAGGUGAGGAAGAAACCCACCGUGGAGGGCUUCACUCAUGACUGGAUGGUGUUCGUGAGGGGCCCUGAGCACAGUAACAUUCAGCACUUUGUGGAGAAAGUCGUCUUUCACCUGCACGAGAGCUUCCCCCGGCCAAAAAGAGUGUGCAAAGAUCCACCUUAUAAAGUUGAAGAAUCUGGGUAUGCUGGUUUCAUUUUGCCAAUUGAGGUUUACUUCAAAAAUAAGGAAGAACCUAAGAAAGUCCGCUUUGACUAUGACUUAUUCCUGCACCUUGAAGGCCAUCCACCUGUAAAUCACCUCCGCUGUGAAAAGCUCACAUUCAACAACCCAACAGAGGAAUUCCGAAGAAAGCUACUGAAGGCUGGAGGGAUCAUGGUAAUGUCAGAUGGCACAUCAAUUCCUUCGGGACAGAGCCUUCAUCUCCCCAACCUUCCCAGUAACUCCCUGUCUUUUUCUGAAGUGAAGAAGAAAUCAUCUCACGGGCAAAAGGACCCAAGUAAGAGUAUAAACACAAGCAGCAGUAGUGGCAGCAGCAGUAAUAACAGUUUUUCAAAGCCCCACAAAUUAACAAAGGAGCACAAAGAAAAACCUUCUAAGGACUCAAAAGACCAUAAAAGUGCCUUCAAAGAACCUUCCAGGGAACACAACAAAUCUUCCAAAGAAUCCUCUAAGAAACCCAAAGAAAACAAACCACUAAAAGAUGAAAAAACAGUUCCUAAGAUGGCUUUCAAGGAACCCAAAACCAUGUCUAAGGAGCCAAAAUCUGAGAACAACAUCCUUACUAUAACAGGUGGACAGCAGCAAGAAAAGAAGGCCCCAACAAAAAGGCUGACUGUUACAGAUUCUGAGGAACUUUCUGCCAAAAAAAGGAAAAAAAAUAGCUCAGAGUCUUUAUUUAAAAGUUUUUCUAGUGCUCCUCCGCUGAUACUUACUUGUUCUUCUGACAAAAAGCAAACAAAGGAUAAAUCUCAGCCUAAAAUGGGGAAAGUCAAAAUGGAAAGUGAGACACUUGAGAAAAAAAAGCCUACUUUACCACCAUUUGAUGAUAUUGUGGAUCCCAAUGAUUCUGACAUGGAGGAAAAUAUGUCCUCUAAAUCUGAAUCUGAACAGCCUAGCCCAGCCAGUUCAAGCUCAAGUUCCAGCUCCAGUUUUACACCAUCACAGAACAGCAGACAACAAGGUCCCUUGAGGUCUAUAAUGAAAGAUCUGCGUUCUGAUGAUAAUGAAGAUGAAUCAGAUGAAGCAGAUGAGAAUGACUCUGAAAUGGAGAGACCUGUAAAUACUCGUGGAGGAAGCAGAGGUCGCAGGGUUAGUCUAAGUGAUGGCAGUGACAGUGACAGCAGUUCAGCCUCCUCACCACUACAUCAUGAACCACCACCACCUUUAUUAAAAACUAACAAUAACCAGAUUCUAGAAGUGAAAAGCCCAAUAAAGCAAAGUAAAUCUGAUAAACAAAUAAAGAAUGGCGAUUGUGAUAAGGCAUAUCUUGAUGAACUAGUAGAACUCCACAGAAGAUUGAUGACAUUGAGAGAAAGACAUGUACUACAGCAGAUUGUAAACCUUAUAGAAGAAACUGGCCAUUUUCAUAUCACAAACACAACCUUUGACUUUGACCUUUGCUCGCUGGACAAAACCACAGUCCGUAAACUACAGAGUUACCUGGAAACCUCUGGGACAUCUUGAGGAUACAGCAUCUGGCUGCAUCAAAAAAUAUUGUUUGUUUUUUUUAAAUAAAACAUUCAGAAUGAUGCAACCAAAAUGAGAAAAAAAUGUACCAGCCCUCUUCAGCUUUAUUUUUCUUUAAAGCCAGUCAUCAUCUCUUGAUAAAGGAGAGGAAAAGUGACAAGACUCAGAGGAUCUUCUCACCAAGGAAAUGCUCUGGAAGAGUUAGCCUGGAUAGCCUUGAAAAACAAAACAAAACAAAAC
Gavialis gangeticus (Gharial) is the source of this 2243-nucleotide messenger RNA. It is a transcript of the gene MLLT3, whose product is annotated as MLLT3, super elongation complex subunit. The transcript has 13 exons. Bases 267 to 2000 code for a protein of 577 amino acids. The record is from RefSeq and is a predicted model, not a curated record. Gene Ontology annotation, biological process: regulation of DNA-templated transcription. NCBI's taxonomy places the organism in Eukaryota, Metazoa, Chordata, Crocodylia, Gavialidae. Gene Ontology annotation, cellular component: super elongation complex.